AAAGCGUUUGAAAAAAUUACGAUUUAAACUAAUUCGAAAAGAAUUGAGAAAUAUUGUUUCAUCUGAAAUGGGCGAUGAUGAGAAACUUCAGUCAGUAUUCGCAUUAAAUGCCAAACAAGAAGUGGAUGUAAAGACAGGUGAAGUUAAAAAUUUCGAGGAUGCAAUACUUAAUAAGGACGAUGGAAAUGAUUUUUAUAGAAAGAAGGAUUUCAAACUUGCUUUGGCUUCAUACAAUUUGGGGAUAGUGAAAUGUCCUCAAAACACAGCUGAAGAACAAGAACUAUUGUCGAAACUGCUUGCCAAUCGCAGCUCAGUUUUUUUCGAAUUGAAAGAAUAUGAAAAAGUCAUCAAGGAUAUAGUUGCUGUAGAGAAACUAAGAUGCUAUCCAACGGAAUUGAUUUAUAAAUUAGAGUGGCGGAAAGCAAGAAGCUUAGAAAUGUUGAUGAAUUUUAAAAAGGCAGAUCAAAACUAUGAUGAAACUUUAAAAUUUCUGGUAGAGUAUGGUAUUAUAACCGAAGCUCUUCGUGAAGAAAACAUUCAGAUGAUUGAGGCAUCAAAAAAAGAAAGUGAAAUGAAGCAAACUGAAUUGAAUAUUUUUGAAGAUGUUGAAACAUUCAGAGGAGGAGAACAAUACAUCGCAGCACACCCCGCAAUAGAUAUUGCCUAUAACAAAAAAAGUGGGAGAUACGCUGUAGCGAACAAAGAUAUUCCCAUAGGCACACUUAUUUUGAAAGAAGAAGCUCAUGUCGCAGUACUUACGAAGAAUAAGUCUUUAAUGAACUGCCAACAUUGUUUCCAACCUACUGAUCAACCUCUACCUUGUCCAAACUGUGCCAAUAUAAUAUUCUGCAGCCCGGCUUGCCAAAAAAUUGCUUUAGAUUCGUAUCAUGUUUUGGAAUGCCAGAUGUUUGAUACUAUUCGUGAUUCUGGCCCGAAUAUUUUCCUUUUGGUGAGGAUGUUCACUCAAAAGGGUUUUCAUUUUUUUUUUGACCAGAGAGACAAGCUCUCCGAAUAUUUGGCAGAUAAAAGGCCCUUAGGGCUUCCUCAGAAAGAUAUCUAUCGACAUGAUGAUUUUGAUAAUGUCAUGUUUUUAUAUCGAAAAGAUCACAAUACUACUGAGUUUGACGCGUUUGCCUUUUACACAACCGGGUAUGUUUUACAAUUGUUAAGACUGAUGAAUUUUUUUCCUUUCAAGGCCGAAGGAAACAUUUUAUCAGAAGAAGAACUGUUCAUUGCAAAAUUGUUUUUGAGAAACUGCAGAAUGGUAUUUUAUAACGUCCACGGUAUGGGUGAAAUCACACCACUUGAGAACAAACUCCCUAUUAGAUAUGGACUUGAGUCUGCUUAUGAGUUAGUACGACUAGGAGUUGGACUUUUCCCGACGCUGUCAUUUUUUAAUCAUUCGUGUGAUCCAAGUGUGGUCAGGAUAAAUAAGAACCGCCAUAUUCUAGUAAGGACAAUCAAGCCAAUUAGAACCGGAGAAGUUAUCUACGAUAAUUAUGGGCCGCAUUAUAUUUUCGAAUGCAAAUGCACAGCCUGUGAAGAGAAUUGGCCUAAUGUAGAAAAUAUGAUAGCAGAAUUCAAGGUUCCAUGCAGAAAUAGACGAUGUAACUACAUAAUGACUGUAACAAGUGAACAUCCGGACCCGAAAAGAUGUAGUUCCUGUCAUAGGACAUUACAUUCUGGCACUAUAAACUACGUCAGGCAG
Messenger RNA from Leptinotarsa decemlineata (Colorado potato beetle), 1708 nucleotides. Its product is annotated as SET and MYND domain-containing protein 4-like. Lineage: Eukaryota; Metazoa; Arthropoda; Insecta; Coleoptera; Chrysomelidae. The record is from RefSeq and is a predicted model, not a curated record.